Annulohypoxylon maeteangense is the source of this 2370-nucleotide messenger RNA. RefSeq names its product FCH-domain-containing protein. The record is from RefSeq and is a predicted model, not a curated record. Gene Ontology annotation, molecular function: protein binding. Gene Ontology annotation, biological process: regulation of actin filament polymerization. NCBI's taxonomy places the organism in Eukaryota, Fungi, Ascomycota, Sordariomycetes, Xylariales, Hypoxylaceae. Bases 1 to 2217 code for a protein of 738 amino acids. The transcript is spliced from 3 exons.
AUGGCUGAGGUGGAAAUUGCACCGACCUUUGGUGCUGAGUUAAAGGAUGGCUUUAAACCCGCUAGCGCCUGGGUAGCUAACGGUGUUGCCUGGCUUGACGAUAUACAAAAUUUCUACCGAGAACGCGCUGUUAUCGAGAAGGAGCACAGCGCAAGACUCAAUGCCUUAGCUAAAAAGUAUUUCGAGAAAAAAAAUAAAAAGACGACUAGCUUGAGUGUUGGCGACACGCCUGCUAUGACCCCGGGCUCUCUCGAAAAUGCUUCUCUAACUAUAUGGACUACUCAUCUUACAACACUCGAAUCGCUAGCAACCGAGCACGAGAAUUACGCGAACGAACUUGUCCAAAAAGUUGCCGAGCCCAUGAAGCAAUAUGCUACUAAAUUCGAGGAACUGCGCAAACGUCAUGUCGAAUAUGCUACUAAACUAGAGGCCGAAAGAGAUUCUUCCUAUGCCGACCUUCGUAAAACCAAGACCAAAUACGAUGCUGUGUGUCAAGAGGUGGAGAGUAAGCGAAAGAAGACGGAGUCCUCUUUUGACAAGGCGAAGGCUCAAAGUCACUACCAACAGCAGCUACAGGACAUGAAUAAUGUCAAGAACACCUACUUGAUAGCUAUCAACGUGACCAAUAAGCAGAAAGAAAAAUAUUACCACGAAUACGUCCCUGAAGUGUUAGACAGCUUGCAAGACCUCUCGGAAUUCAGGACUAUGAAAUUGAAUGCCUUAUGGUCUACUGCGGCGAACCUGGAGAUUACAAUGCUGCAGCAGAGUAAUUCCCUGGUCGACCACUUAGCUCAGGAGGUCACGCGAAACCAGCCACAUUUAGAUUCUAUGAUGUACAUCCGACAUAACAUGGGCGCUUGGCAAGAACCAACUGACAAGAUGUUCGAACCAAGUCCUGUAUGGCACGACGAUGACCUUAUGGUUACUGAUGAGAUGGCCAAAGUUUUCUUACGCAAUGUGCUUAAUAAAUCAAAGAGCCAACUAGGAGAACUUCGGCGAGAAGUAGACAAGAAGAGGAGGGAAAUCGACGGUGUCAAGCGUGUUAAGCAAAGGAUACGCGAAGGAAAAGAGAAUAAGGACGAAGUACUGGUCGUGACGCAGAUUUUUUCUAUGCAGGAAGAUUUGCAUCAAGUUGAUCGGAAGCGCCUCACCGCCGAGGUCGAAACUUCGACCAUUACAUCAGCUGUGGGAGAUGUCACUCUUGGAGCUAAAAAUCACAAUUUCAAAUCACAGACGUUCAAGAUACCGACGAAUUGCGACCUUUGUGGCGAAAGGAUAUGGGGUUUAUCUGCAAAGGGCUUCGAUUGCAGAGAUUGUGGCUACACGUGCCAUAGUAAAUGCGAAAUGAAAGUUCCUGCGGAAUGUCCCGGUGAGCUAUCCAAAGAUGAGCGCAAGAAAUACAAGGCGGAACGGCAAGCGGCAGCAGGAGCUCUGCUGAAACCUCCUUCCGGCCCGCCAGAGCAUGUCGCAGAACUGCCAACUUUGAGCCGAUCAAAUACUAUGAAUUCUUUGAGCUCUGGAUAUGCAGCUAGCGCAAAUCGGUCAAUAAGCGGCUCGGUCGUAAGCCCGCGCUCUCCCGCUGAAGAUGCACCACCUGAACCUGGCCCUCGUCCUGCUGUUAAAAAGAGUCGUCUUGUCGCUCCACCACCCGCCGCGUAUAUCAGUGAACUGCCUGGUAGCUCGGUCCCGGGCCUAGGCUCGGCCCCAGCUGCUAAGGCUGCCGAGCAAAAGGGCAAGAUGCUCUACGCAUUUGAAGCAAGCGGUGGCGAUGAGGUCUCUGUUCCUGAAGGGCGAGAGAUAGUUAUUCUUGAGCCUGAUGACGGGUCGGGAUGGGUAAAGGUUCGAAUUGGUUACAAAGAAGGAAUAGUGCCUGCAAGCUACCUUGAGGUUUUCCCGAAGGCUAUGGUUCCUCAAGACACAGGUUCUUCGUUGAACGAGCGGCCCGCAUCCACUUAUUCAAAUUCGGGUUCGUCAGUAGGCACAGCUGGUGCUACCAUCAAAAAGAAAGGACCAGCAGUCGCACCCCGUCGUGGUGCUAAGAAGUUGAAGUAUGUUAUCGCGAUGUACGAUUACGCAGCACAGAGCGACGCCGAACACAGUAUGGCAGAGGGCGAACGAUUUGUAUUGAUUAAGGAAGAUCCGGGAGACGGGUGGGCCGAAGUAGAAAAAGGGGGUGCGACAAAGAGUGUGCCUGCAAGUUACGUACGGAGCGCAUAAUCUCAGCGAAAAAACUAGCUAUCUAGGUACCUUACGUUUCACUACCCGCAUUAGCAUCACUGGAGGUUCAUGGAUGAUGAAGUAUAUGAAAUAGCAUUGGAUAGACGGCGACAUACAUAUACAUGUAACGAGCGAUGUUGAUAAGUCAGAAGG